AUGCAACCAAAGAAGUAUUCUGCUGCGGCGCAGUUGCACAACCCGUUCAAGCUGCAAUGGGGCCACGAUGGGGUGAACAACCUGUCGCCUCCCACAGACGCAGUGUCAACGACGAUAGGGCCGUUUACUCCUGGAACCCUGCUUUCCAUCACAGUGACCACCCUCAACAAUCAGCCGGCCACUGAGUACUUCUCCAAAGUGCGCCUCAUCUGGUCGGGCCGUCAGGAAGACUUCAUGGCCAGCGAUACGAUGGAGUACGGCCUGGAGUGCCUUCCGUUCAAGGGCACGUUCGGCAACGCCCAGGUCGUGUGGGACUUUGCGGCCGCUACGAUGGCGCCCUUCACGCAGUCAGGGCUGGAGAUUGCCUUCUUCUUCUUCCAGAUGAACGGCGUGAUUGGCAACGUGCAAGCGUCCAAUCUCAUCCUGACUGUGGAACUUACGGACAGCCUGUUUGCCGUAACCCAGAAAAGCUACGUGGUCCAGAUUGCCCAACCGGCACAGACCAGUAAUCCAACUCGAACCCCCACGCCUACUCCCACUCUCACUCCAACGCCAACUCCUACUACAAACCCCCAAGCCACUAGUACCCCGACCCCUUCUCCAACUUCGACGGCCGCUUCCCCAACAACGGCUCCGACUCCUACCCCGACUCAGAGCGGUGCACCACCGACCAAUACUCCAACUCCAACCCCAACUCCCCCUCAGGCAACCAUUCCCGCCCAAACCACUGCCACGUGUCCGGCCCUACCAGCCCGCAGCCUCAGCGGGCAACCCGUGCUUCAGCGCGGACGGACACACUUCCUCGUUUUGCACGGAACCAAGCCCGCUGUGCGCGCAAGACGCGAUGAACAAUUGCCUGCCGACUCAGGGGUAUCCAUUCCAGAACGCCGCCGGGCAGACGUGCUAGAACUGCAGCCGGGGGAUUUUGAACGGCGAGGGGGGAUCCCUGUGUGACGAGGCCCGGAGAAACGAUAGAUCAACUUUUAUGGGUCGAUCGCGUUGAUGAAAUGGGGUUUGAGAGGUAGGAAAAGUAGGAUCUCGCUGCAUGCGCCUCUUGUAACGCGCGGGCACGAAUGCAAGAAAACAUGCAGGUCGAUAGGAACAGAGGUUUGGCAGAGCAAUUGCACCCAGUUUGCCAAAUGUAGCCGGGCAACGAACUUUCAUACUUCGUGGGCAAGAUGGUCGUAGAAAGAACCGCUCGCUUAGUGCGAAUUUUGAGUUAGUAUCCGGAGGCAUUUUGGGCCCAUAGCUUCGGAAUGAUGGGCGCGCACGUAUCAGUGUUGGAGUCGUCAUGGUCUCGGACUGAGUAUAGCUAUUGUCGUGUCGGAGGCUAAUCAUGUAGGGUCGACCGUCCAGAACUAGAGAGAUCGAAUGCAUGGAUAUGCAUAUGCUGUGAUUCCAGCUGCGCC
Molecule: messenger RNA, 1409 nt
Organism: Klebsormidium nitens
Lineage: Eukaryota; Viridiplantae; Streptophyta; Klebsormidiophyceae; Klebsormidiales; Klebsormidiaceae
Source: the annotation of a GenBank genome assembly